This is a messenger RNA of Cannabis sativa, 889 nucleotides long. RefSeq names its product photosystem II reaction center PSB28 protein, chloroplastic. The record is from RefSeq and is a predicted model, not a curated record. NCBI's taxonomy places the organism in Eukaryota, Viridiplantae, Streptophyta, Magnoliopsida, Rosales, Cannabaceae. The transcript is spliced from 2 exons. Bases 200 to 748 code for a protein of 182 amino acids. Gene Ontology annotation, biological process: photosynthesis. Gene Ontology annotation, cellular component: chloroplast thylakoid membrane; photosystem II oxygen evolving complex; photosystem II.
CAACACCAAACCAAUCCUUUGGGAAAGCUAAGAAUGUGUUUGUACAACAACAAAGUGUGGCUGUCCUUGUUCCACACCAUGCCUUUUCAAAAACCCAUAUUUGUUCCACAACAACAACAACAACAACAACUCUCCUCUCCUCUUCUUCACUGUAAAUCACUCAUCUUUCUCUUUUCUCUUUCCUUAGUUUCUCUGGGCAAUGGCUACUUUACAAUCUCUUGCUUUCUCUUCUCCACUCUCUCACUACAUUCAUCAUCUUCAACCACCUUCUUAUUCAGGUAAAGUAUCAUGGUCCAUCCAAGCAAGUUCAAACUCCACAUUCAAUGGCCAAUCUUUGCAACUAACUCGCCCCCGAUGGACUCGGUUAAGACAGAAUGCUCAAGUGCCUGGUUCCAUGAUAAUGAUGGUAAAGCCAACCAUCCAAUUCAUCCAAGGAACUGAUGAACAGACAAUACCAGAUGUGAGGCUAACAAAAUCAAGAGAUGGUACUAAUGGUAUGGCUAUAUUCAAGUUUGAUCAGCCUUCGGUUUUCGAUUCAUCUGGUGAAGUUGGUGACAUAACUGGGUUUUACAUGAUUGAUGAAGAAGGUGUUCUUCAAUCAGUUGAUGUAAGUGCUAAAUUUGUGAAUGGAAAACCUGCUGGUAUUGAAGCUAAGUACAUAAUGAGGACUCCAAGAGAUUGGGAUAGGUUCAUGAGAUUCAUGGAGAGAUAUUCUAAUGCAAAUGGCUUACAAUUCAUUAAAAAAUAAGAUGUUGUAUAUCCUUUUUCAUUGCCUUUUUACACUUCCAUAAUUGUUCAACUUACUUUUCUUUGUUUGUUUUUGUCAUCAAGACAAGUGAAACUACUUCACUUUCAAUUUGAAAUCAACCAAUUUUGUUGUUCUUACUCA